This is a messenger RNA of Macroventuria anomochaeta, 2383 nucleotides long. RefSeq lists its product as uncharacterized. The record is from RefSeq and is a predicted model, not a curated record. The coding region runs from base 93 to 2324 and encodes 743 amino acids. Lineage: Eukaryota; Fungi; Ascomycota; Dothideomycetes; Pleosporales; Didymellaceae. The transcript has 2 exons.
GCAAAACACGCGACGCGUCUCACUCGGCACUGCACUGUCUGCACUUUGGGAUAUGCAUGUUGGAGGAGUGAUUGGCAGAUGGAGAUGCAGCAAUGUCCGACGACGAAUUCGACUUCUCCGACCAUGACCUCGACAACUUGCCAGCGAAUACCAUUGAGCAGUUCGAGGCUGCUGCCAUUCAAGCCACACAGCAGCAGCAGCAGCAGCAGACGAGGCAUGCAGCGCUAGAGUCUGACUAUGGCCUGGACGACGGCGACGAGGUGAUAAACCUUGACGACGAAGAUGGCUUUGCCCCGGGCCAGCAAGGCCGAGGACAUGCGCCUUAUGAUACUUAUGACACUUACGAUGCCUACGAGGAGGGCACCACGAUAGACGAGGGCAGCCGCUAUGAGAAUGUGCACGUGGUCCAGCAGCCGCGACAGUCGCAAGCCGAUCCAGACCAGCUGCUCUCACGCAUCAAGAAGCUAGAGCAGGAGAAGGCUCGCGAGAAGAGAGACGCUGAAAACCUGAAGAGCAAGCUGCAGACCAAGUCUGGCGAAGCAGACACCCUCCGCCGGCGCCACGAUGCCGAACUGCGCCGGCACGAGCGCCAGCUGGCCGACCAGCAGCAGUUCCACGGCGGUGAGGUUGCGAAGCUCAGGGCCGAGAUCGAGAAGCUGCGGCGCGAGAAAGAGCAGGCCAGCACGGACAGCAUGUUCCACCAGCACGAUGUGCGCGAGGCUGGCAUGGCACCGAGGACAAGGAAGCCCAUGGCUACCAGACCGAAGGCCAAUACCGCAGUGAGCCCAGCGGGUACGCCGAGGAAAGAGCCGCGGCGUCCCUUGGGCGAUGGCUUCGAUGAUGACGAUGUGGUCAUGGCAUCUCCUUCGAGGACUCGCGAGAGGCAGAAGGCUGCAACACCGAGCCUGGCCGGGAAGCGAAAGAGGACUGUUGUUGAUGCAACUCCAAUUCCUCUGCAGCUGAGUGAGCCACGCACCCAGCCACGGGAGAAGGAAGCGGAGCGCGUUGAGGGAGAAGUGCAGAUUGACGCGGCACUUUUGGAGUACUUUCGAGAAGACGAUGGCCGCUUUGAUCUGUUACAUCGCCUAUUGGCUCAUACAUCAUCGAAUGGGACAGACCGGAUACUGGAGGCGCUUGCACAGCACUCGUUCCCAUCAGACACAUCAAAAAGGCUAUCGUCUAUCUUCUACGACGCCUUGGCCGCCAAAGCCUUUUCAGACGUGCACGCUCUGGCACUGGAUAUCUGCUUUGCCAUUUGCGAUCUCUGGGCCCAGUGUCUGGCCGAGAGGUACUACGCCCCGGUGAACUUGCUGCUCGAUGCACUUCAUUUUGUGUUAGCUUGCGGGCGGUGCGAGACGGCCUGCGAGAUUAAGGGCCGCUUCGUCCCACUCAUGAUUGACUCGAUCGACCUGGUGGCGAAUCCCUUGUCCAAGGCUGCUAAGGUAGGCCAUGAAGCCGUCGUUGCCUUGUACGCCUCAGGUCAUCGCGAGAUCACAGCUCAAAUUGAUGUCUUAGACUGCCUGGAACUGCUGCACCUCAUUGCAACAAGCUGCGUCAGCCUGGAUGGAACUGAAUCUGCUGAGUUAUGGGAAUCCAUACCAUCUGACUUCGCCAUCAUGCUGCUCAAUAAGGAACAACCAGUCGCACAGAUUUCUCUCAUGCUCCGCAUCAUCAGCACCUCUGCACUUUCCACUUCGAUUGGACCCAUCACAGACUCUGACUCCCAGACCGACAGUCAAGCGAGCAGAGAAGAGGCCCUCAUCGGCCGUCUUACCAACAUCUUCACCGAGACACCCACCAUUACCGCCGAUCCCUUUCCGUUGUCAUCUCUGUCCCCUCCCUCAGAUCCACCGGAGACCAUCACGGAGACCGACAUCUUAGAUCUCCGCCUCCAGGUCGUCGAUCUCCUGACUUCACUCUCGAUACCUCAACAUGGCGCGACCCGCCUAGCUCAAAAUCGGAUAUGCAUCGGUCGUCUCAUCAAAUACCUCGAUCGCCUCCUGAAUAUGUUAUACAAGUCGCCUCUCGCUCCUACUCAAGACGUCACAAUUGACUCCAUCAACGCAACGAUGAAGCUCAUCUACCACAUUGUGACCAGCAAUCCUGGAUUCGAUAUCAAGAGCAAGUUGGUCAAUACACUCGGAGGACAGCACGCAUAUUUAGUGUCAUUGACAAGGCUGGCGUUCAGUGAGGGACUGGUGUUGGAAGCUGGCAUUGAAGAGGCAGUCAUUGACAUGGCGCAUCACAUUUUGGAUGAGGGCCUUAGUCUAGAAGAGGGCGAGGCUUUUGGAUUAGUCUUCAGCACUGGAACUAGCAUACUGUAGCUCGUAGAGGGUAUAUACCCUACAAGAGGUGCACGCCAAGGCACUAAGCUUGCAGCAUC